AUGGAAGAACCUAAAGGGAUUGUUCGUCAUAUAUAGACAUUGCAAGAUCCACAAUUAUCUAGAUCAUAUAGAGGACAUGAAAAAACAUAUUGUCUAUCAUUUGAUCCAUAAAUGAGAUAAUUAGCAUCUGGAGGAAAUGAUUCAAUAAUAUAUGUCUAUAGUUUCAAACCAUAAGGAAGACCAUUUAAAUUUAAUGGUCAUAAAGGAGCAGUUUACAGUGUUUAAUUUUCACCUGAUGGUUAAAUAAUUGCAAGUGGUGGAGAAGACAGGACAAUUCGUUUAUGGAAGAAUUCUGUGUAAUUUGAUAUUAAUAUGAAUUUAAUAGUUUAGGAAAGUGUACAGCAAUUAAAGGACAUAUUGGUAGUGUUAGAUCAUUAUCAUUUUCUUAAGAUAGCAGUAUGAUAGUAUCAUCAUCAGAUGAUAAAACAAUUAAGGGAUGGAAUGUAUUAAAGAAUAAUUUUAUGUUCUCAUUGGCAGGACAUACUAAUUGGGUUAGAUAAGCUAAAUUAUCUCCAGAUUCUAGAUUAGUAGUUUCUGGUUCAGAUGAUUCAACAGUUCGUUUAUGGGAUGUUAAUUUAUCAAAAGAAUUAUAGAAAUUCAAAUGUGAAGAUUCAAUAUAUUCAAUUGAUUGGAUUAGUGAUGGAACUACUAUAUGUGCAGGUUAAAUGGAUGGAAAAAUUAAAUUAUGGGAUGCUCGUUCAAUGAGAUUAAUAUAAUAUUAUGAAUGUAGUAAAAAAUCAGUUAAUACAAUAAAUACUCAUCCUAGUGGUAAUUUUCUAUUAUCUGGUGAUGAUGAAAGCAAUUUAAAAAUAUUUGAUUUAAGAUAAGGAAGAUUAGCAUGGUCAUUAUAUUCCCAUUCUUAACCAAUUAAAUAAGUAUAAUUUAAUUAUGCAGGUGAUUAUUUUGCUUCAGCUGGAUUAGAUUCAAAUGUUUUAGUUUGGUAAUCUAAUUUUGAUGAAAAUAUGAAGCCUUGUAAUGUUAUUAAUUUUGUAGAUAAGAAUUUAUCAAAUAAUGAUUCAUAAACAUUAUCAUCUUCAAAUUAAUUUAAGGUUCCUUAAACUACAUUUAAAGCUAAUAAAUAAUAAAAUAAAAUAAAUUAUGAAAACUAAACAUCCUAAUCUUUAUUAAUUAAUAAUCAGACUCAUUAAAGUCCUUUGGCAUAAAUGUUAUCAACCAAAUUUGAAAAAAUAGUAUCUUAAAUGGAUCAAGUUACUUAAUUGAUUGUAUCUAUUGAUAAGAGAAUUACUUCAAAUGAAGAUUAAGUCAAAAAGUUAUUAUAAGUAUUAAGAUUAUUUUUUAAUAUAUUAGAAUGAGAGAGUAAAAUCAAUUCUUGGAGUUUAUGAAGAGUAAUAUAAAGAACCAUAUUAGAAAGCAGCUGUUUGGGAGAAUUAUAGGAAUAAGCAAUAAUAAAAUAAUAAUUAAUUGACUCUAUAACAAUAAUAAUAAUUAUAAGAUCAAGAACCUGUUUUUGGAACAGGAUCAUUUAUGAGAGAUGGAGAAUUAGAAGAUUUCCCAGAAGAAAGUGAAUAGAAAUUAAAAUAAGAAUAUGAAGAUGAAAAAUACAAAUUAUAAUAAGAACAUAUAUUAGAAAGUGAUUAAAAUCAAUAAACUUUUAAUGUUACUAGUGAAUAGAAUAUCUUUUAAACAGGAGCUUUAGAUGGAACUUUAAGUAAUCAAAAUAAUUAUAAUAAUACAUUUUCAUUGACUUUCACUUAAAGAUAAAACUUAUAAGAAUAAUUGAAUAAUUUAGGAGAUUGGAGAGAAUAAUUGGAAUAAGUAUAAAGGGAAGUAAUGGAAAAUUAAUAAGAUAAUGAUUAAUUUAUAAGAGAAGUUAAUGAAGAUGAAGAAGAAUAAUAGGAUUAAUAGGAUAUACAACAAUAAUAGGAACAUUAAGGUUAAUAAGUAGAAAUUCAAGAGGAAGAAUAUCCAGUUUAAGAAGACUUUUAAGAUGAAUAAGGAAAUUAAGGAGAAGAGGAAAUCAGAUAUUAAGAUCAAGGAGCAUAAGAAUGA
Messenger RNA from Paramecium pentaurelia, 2010 nucleotides. NCBI's taxonomy places the organism in Eukaryota, Ciliophora, Oligohymenophorea, Peniculida, Parameciidae. The record is from the annotation of a GenBank genome assembly.